This is a messenger RNA of Myxocyprinus asiaticus (Chinese sucker), 4341 nucleotides long. RefSeq names its product F-box/LRR-repeat protein 2-like. The transcript has 14 exons. NCBI's taxonomy places the organism in Eukaryota, Metazoa, Chordata, Actinopteri, Cypriniformes, Catostomidae. Gene Ontology annotation, biological process: SCF-dependent proteasomal ubiquitin-dependent protein catabolic process. The record is from RefSeq and is a predicted model, not a curated record. Gene Ontology annotation, molecular function: protein binding. The coding region runs from base 142 to 1671 and encodes 509 amino acids. Gene Ontology annotation, cellular component: SCF ubiquitin ligase complex.
AGAUUACUUGCCAGACACCUCUUAAAUAUUAUUGGUGUCAUAUUAAGAUUAAGCAGUAAUUUGCGCUUGAACGGAAAUGUAGUCAGAGAGACAGCUCGUGAGGCGGAAGUGAGGUUAGAGCAGCAGCAGUCUGCUCCGUCCAUGUUAUUAUUGUUAUUCUGGCUGUGUGAUGGUUCACAGCGGAGCGCACAGACGGCGGCCAGCCCGGGAUUUCUCCGGUUAUCAGCACAGACACGAACGGCUAGCAGGCCACAUGUUACACCUGCGCUUCUGUCCCACGAUAGUUUGAUUACAAACGCUGACAAAACGCGUCAACGUCGCUGUGCGCAGCGCUCGCGUCGGACUGUCUUUUUUAUUGACACGGCAACAGACAUGAACGGCAUCACCAAGAGCAGAUUUGAGGUGUUCUCAAACAGCGAUGAGGCCCUAAUUAACAAAAAACUUCCCAAAGAGCUUCUACUCAGGAUUUUUUCAUACCUGGAUGUAGUUACAUUGUGUAGGUGUGCUCAAGUAUCCAAGGCAUGGAAUGUUCUCGCAUUAGAUGGAAGCAACUGGCAGAAGAUUGAUCUCUUCAACUUUCAGACAGAUAUUGAGGGUCGUGUGGUGGAGAACAUCUCAAAGCGAUGUGGAGGGUUUUUGAGGCAGCUCAGUCUAAGGGGCUGCCUCAGUGUGGGCGAUGCCUCCAUGAAGACCUUUGCUCAGAACUGUCGCAACAUUGAGCAUCUGAACCUCAACGGCUGCACCAAGAUCACAGAUUCCACCUGCAUCAGCCUUAGCAAGUUCUGCUCCAAACUUCGUCACCUUGACCUGACCUCUUGCGUGUCCAUCACCAAUCAUGCACUUAAGGCCGUAAGUGAGGGCUCCCGGAUGUUGGAGAAUCUGAACCUGUCCUGGUGUGAUCAGAUCACGAGUGAUGGCAUCGAGGCUCUCAGCCGUGGCUGCACAGGCCUCAGAGCACUGUUCCUGAGAGGCUGCACACAGCUUGAUGAUGCUGCACUGAAGCACCUUCAAAAGCACUGUCCUGAGCUCAUGACAAUCAACAUGCAAUCCUGCACACAAAUCACAGACGAUGGCUUUGUGAGUUUGUGCCGGGGCUGUCACAAACUGCAGAUGGUGUGUGUGUCUGGCUGCAGCAACAUUACAGAUGCCUCCCUGACCGCUCUCGGCCUCAACUGCCAACAGCUCAAGAUCCUGGAGGCUGCUCGCUGCUCACAUGUGACUGAUGCUGGUUUCACUGUUCUCGCCAGGAAUUGUCAUGAUUUGGAGAAGAUGGAUUUAGAGGAAUGUAUUUUGGUGACUGAUAACACUCUGGUUCAGCUCUCAAUCCACUGCCCUCGGCUGCAGGCGCUGAGUCUGUCUCACUGCGAGUUGAUAACAGAUGAUGGAAUCAGACACCUGAGCAGCAGUGUGUGUGGUCAUGAGCGUCUGCAGGUCGUGGAGUUGGACAACUGCCCCCUAAUCACAGACAUCACACUGGAGCAUCUCAAAAAUUGCCAGCAUCUGGAACGUAUUGAGCUCUAUGACUGCCAGCAGGUCACCCGCGCGGGCAUCAAACGCAUUCGGGCUCACCUUCCUGACAUCAAAGUCCAUGCCUACUUUGCCCCAGUCACACCCCCUCCCUCAGUGCAUGGAGGUGGCCAGCGUCUCUGCCGAUGCUGUGUCAUACUCUGACAGAAGGAGGAGACUCUGAGAUGUCAUAGAAAGUCAAGCUGUCAGUCAACCUCUAAACUCCGCCCUGCCCCGACUUCACACCACUAUGAGACUCUGUGUGGGGUUGUGGCUAUGGGAGGCAUGGCUUGUUCGCUGAGCGGUUGCCUGGCAGCAGGAUGGACCUGAACAAGUUACACAAAAUAAAUACAAUGCAACAUGACAUAUAAAUGCUACGUACAUACAAUACAACCUCCUGGAUAUACAAGAAAACCAAGGAGCUACCAUGUAAGAUAUUUCAUAUUUGGAUAUAUAGGAAACAAAUCUGAGAAAGAACUUAAAGCAUUAUGGAACUACUGAAUAUUGAAUGAAUACGCAAAGAAAUUUGCUUGAGGCAUGUUUAAUGCCGUUAUGACAACUACACAGUGUUUACGUCCUGCUCCUCUUCCUCAACCAAUAGGAAUGCAUUUUCUCAUGACGAGAACCAAUAGAAAAACAGAAAACGAGUGGCAGGAUGCAAGUCUCCUUUGGAGUUCUGUAGGAUACUCCUCCCGCUCUUUGAUCAUGUGACUUUCUCAAACCUGGGAGCAGGAAGUUUGAGCGUGUUGUCUGGUUUGCGUGUGUGUGUGUGAAUGUUUAAAUAUAGAAAACAAAAUAUAACACUACAACAAAAUCAACCCAUAUUAAAACUGAAGUAAAAUGGUUUUUAUUUUCUGUUAGUGCUCACCCUCAUUUUGAGAUGGAAAAAAAAAAAAAAAAUUGCAAUUGAAACCAUGUGAGUGAGUGAUGGGUAGAGAGUUCAGGAAGGACUGAGGUUGUGCAUGCCAGAUAAAGUUCACUCCAGUGCGGAGUUAAUUUAACAUCAAUAUUGAUGUUAAUGUUCAAAUUUAGACUUCAUGUGCUAAGGGUGGGUGGGGGGCUCAUGUGGGAUAGAUUAACAUUUGACAUUCACAGUGUUUUAGUGCAAUAUUGAAAGCCCAGGCGUAUGUAAUUGUGGUAUGUGACAGGAUUCAAAACACUCCUUAUUCAGGCAUUUCCUAGGCAACAGUCUCAAUAGUAUUCUCAUGGCAAUGUCCCUGGUUCUACAAAGAAGCCCCUGUAUCCUCAUUCCUUUAAAUUCACUGCCAAUUACAUGUCAUCAAGCUUGUAGAUGUGAUCUCAUCAUAAUGUUACACAAAAAUCAACAACAGGAAUAAGAUAAAAGGAUAGUUCUCCCAAAAAUGAAAAUUCUCAUCAUUUACUCACCCUCAUCCCUUUCUUUCUUUUGUUGAACACAAAUGAUUUUUAGAAGAAUAUUUCAACUCCAAAAAUUUGAAGCUCCAAAAAGCACAUAAAGGCAGCAUAAAAGUAGUCCAUACGACUCCAGUGGUUAAAUCCAUGUCUUCAGAAGCGAUAUGAUAGGUGUAGGUGAGAAACAGCUCAAUAUUUAAGUAAUUUUUUACUAUAAAUUCUCCCUGCCCAGUAGGUGGUGAUAUGCACGAGGAAUGCAAAUCGCCAAAAACAAAAGAAGAAUAAUGUGAAAGUGAUAUUGAUUUGUUUCUCAUUCACACUUAUCGUAUCAUUUUAGAAGAUACGGAUUAAACCGCUGGAGUUUAUAGAUUACUUUAUGAUGCCUUUAUUUGCUUUUAGAUUUUAAAAGUUCAGGUCACCAUUCACUUGCAUUGUAUAGAUCAACAGAGCUGAGAAAUUCUUAAAAUCUUCAUUUGUGUUCAGCAGAAGAAAGUCAUACACAUCUGGGAUGGCAUGGAGUUGAGUAAAUGAUGACAGAAUUGUCAUUUUUGGGUGAAUUUUCCCUUUAAGGCGAAAAUCGCGAGAAAAAAAACUUAAUGCAAUCAUGAGAUGAUUUAAUGUUUACCAUCUGAAGCUUAUAACCAAUGAUCAACAAGGUUUUAAGGGAUUAGUUCACCAAAAUAAAAUGAAAGUUCUGUCAUAAUUUACUCACCCACAUGUUGUUUCAAACCAUCUUUUUUUGUCUUCUGUGGAACACAAAAGGAGAUUUUAGGCAGAAUUUUAGGGACUGGCAUCUUAUGUCACCAUGCACUCUCAUUGCAUGUUUUUCUUCAUACAUUGAAAGUAAAUGGUAACUGAGGUUGUGUUCCACAGAAGAAAGUCAGAUGGCUUUGGAACGGCUUGAGGUUGAGUAAAUGAUGACAUGUACUCACUUUUGGUUCAUAUUUCGGUUAACUAACACUAAAGGCCUAAUGCUGCAUAAUUCUUUAAAUACAUGUUGAGUCGUGCUGAUGACAAUAGCUGCUGGGUGGAUCAUCUAAUAAUCAAUGGAAAUGUAUUUUCAGUGUGAGUGCCUUUGAUUUUGCAAUUGGGGGAGGGGUGGAAUUACAGCCACAGAAAUGCUUGACUCAGGGCUGCGGUGUAGUUUUUCACAUUUCUUUCCUCUUGUAUUCUCUCUUCAGUUGGUUUUUACCAUUAGAUCCGAUCAUGAUGAAGUACCACAUCAUUUACUGUCAAUGCAUACACCAGUGAUUCCAAUUCUUUUAUCUCCACCAUGCUUUAGAAGGCAAUGCUAAACCUGUCACUUAAAGUGAUGUUUGUUUAGAAUUGUUCUGUAACAGCUGAUCGGCUCCCCUCCUUCUCUCCCAUAUUUUUGACAAAGAUGAAGUUACCUGAAUGUCCUUGUGUUCUGGUUGUUAAUGUGACAUUUCUUCAAAUAAAAGAUCUGAGCAGUGUGUCACAUUC